This is a messenger RNA of Dissoconium aciculare CBS 342.82, 1558 nucleotides long. RefSeq lists its product as uncharacterized. Bases 238 to 1410 code for a protein of 390 amino acids. The transcript has a single exon. NCBI's taxonomy places the organism in Eukaryota, Fungi, Ascomycota, Dothideomycetes, Mycosphaerellales, Dissoconiaceae. The record is from RefSeq and is a predicted model, not a curated record.
CGGCACAGGAGGUCAUCCUCACGCACAAGCAUUCGACCUCGAGGUAUUUGUUGAAUUCCCAUCCUUCUGUUCACAUCUAGCCAACUUUCUUCCCUCUGGCAACACUUCAAUUCCAAGCUACAAGCUUUAUUCCUCGCAGGGUCACUGUUCGACGACAUUCAGCAACCUAUCAAGGUGCUACUCCGCAACCCUGUGGACUAUACCGAGCCGACACGGUCCCCCAGUAUUAGCGAUGCGAUGUCCCCAUCCUGGUCACCACUCUCUCAACCCGACCGAGUGAUUCAGGCUCCAUUCGGCUAUUUUCAAAGCCCGCCUCAAGACACGCAUACGGAAUACGCAAAUUUGGACUGUUCAAGUCCGCCGCCUCCAGGCAUUGUCCACGCGACUUGCGCAGAGAUAUAUUCGAGCCCGCCUCAAGGCAUCGCCGCUUGUACAGAAGUGAACCAUUUGUCCCAUCACGUGAACAACGGGUCGUACCUAGUUGGCGCGCAAUGGAAUCAAGCUCACAAUCCAGUCAAUGUCUUUGAUGGUGACUCUUCGCAGCAACCGUCCCUCCUUUCUGCAUGGCUUCCAGAUCCUUCAUUGUACCCAAGCUUCCGUAGGUAUCUUCUGCCAGCCGACUUCAGUGAUGGCCACAGCACGACGAGUCCAUACUUCCGAGUUCAAGAUCCGAUAUCUUACGUCGAACAAUUGGAAAAGCAACUCGCCUCUCUAGAAACAGACUAUCACGCGAGUGUCGCUACUCGGCAAGAUCAUGGGUUCCCUACAUAUCCGCAAGAUCAUGGGUCCCCCGCGACGCCGCACAAUCAUGAGUCUACUGCUACGCCACAAGAUCAUCAGCCUGCUUCGACUCCGCAAAACCAUGGGAUCACUGUACAGGCUCCGCCCCCGUCGGAAACCGAUGUCAUUUCACCGGAGCCAUGCGAAAGUCAGAACAAGCCGGCGGCAGCCGACACUGGCGGCCGUUGUAGUCGUCGAAUCACAAGCACUUCCGAUAUUCAUCGCCCGAAACAGCGUCUACGCAGAAAGCGGCGAAGCGCCGCCGAUCGGGGCCUUCCCGCCAAAUAUGCAGAAGACUGUGCACCCAAAGCGAAAACCCAUCAGUGCCCGGACCUGGCUUCGGAUGAGUUUCCAUGUCUUCGAAGCUUCGCACGUAUUGAACACCUCAAUCGUCACAUGAAGUCUCACGCUCCCUAUGUAGACCGACCAUGGUACUGUCCGAUAUGCGAACAUCGCCCUUCACGCUGUGACAACCUUGUCCAGCAUCUACUCACUCAUCUGGACGGUAGCACUAGGGGCCGGCGCAAUCGAUUUUGCACUUGGCCUGAUUUGAAGCAGCUGUUGAUCGGGAUAUACCCAAGGAAAACUGCGGAUCAGCUCAUCGAUUUGCUUGGUCGCAAGUGCGAAUAAUGGAGAAGGAUGUUAUACUAAGAAAGGCUUGUAGAUCAUCCUGGACGACGCUGUGAUCUCUUCGGAGUUGGUUUUCGAUCUCCGAUCUCUUGUCUCUUUCAUAGGAAUAUGUAAAGUUUUUGAAUUAACUUGUACAUCAUGCACUACG